UUUGAAGGGUUUCUGUCGCAUUUGUUUCAUAACAUUUCCAGUGCAAUAUUACGUGUUUGGCUGCAUUGAACUGGGUUCUUCAUCAUUUGGUGGAUUUCUUACUAGCGCACGCCAAAAUGUUUUGACUGUAACCAAAUAUCUUACGUAAGUCGGCAUUUGAUUGACUUGAAGGAUUUCGAAAGGUCUUGAUGAAAGACAUGAGUUGAAACAUGACGCACUCUUGUGCGAUCAGAUUUCCUUCCUGAAGCAGGAGGUUUCAGAGAUACAAGUAAAUAUCUACGACAUCGUUGCUUGAUACAGAUCAGAAUGUCAGAUGCAGAGGUACAGCGAAGCGAAAGCUUUACGAGCCGCGAAAUGGAAUCGGAAAUGGCAAGCGAUGCGGCGUUUGUAAGAAGGGACGAAGAAAUCUUCCAAGAAGUCAAAUCCAAAGAGACGGACUUCACUUUCAAGAUAAUGUGUGUUGGCGAUUAUACAGGCUUUGGCAAAAAGGGGGGCUUCGUGUCCGAUUAUAUACAACAUCGGCCGCUUAGCUUUUACCACAAGCCAACGAUCGGAGUCGACUUUUACUUGAAUUUUAUCAAAUGGAAUGAUAAAUCAACGAAGGAAGAAUACAGUGUCAAACUUCAGUUUUGGGACGUUGCCGAGCACGAACGAUUUCUCAAGAUGACCAGCGUUUUUUGUCGGAAUUGUGUCGGCGCUUUAGUGUUUUGGGGACCAAAAAGUCCUUCUCCACUUGGUAGUAUAUUAAAGUGGAGCGAGAAAAUCAAAGAAGCAAACCCAAAAGACGCCAAUAUACCUAUGGUCCUUGUCAUAGAGAACAUUCCUACAUCUAAACGAGGUAAGCCUGUUGACUGGAUCGGCCCCGGGAAAUUGAUCGAAAGCAAGGUGUUGUUGGACGAGUUCUGCGCUCGAAAUGGAUUCGCUGGCUGGUUUCAGCUCAUUUCAAGAGAAGGAGAGGGUUACACAGGUGUAAUGACCAAAGCGGUCGAUUGUCUCGUUCAAAGUAUUUUCAAACAACGAAAUCUUGGAAAGCGGUGACAUUGUUUCAACUUCCUGUGCGGAUCGUAUUGAAUGCAGGCCAAUUCAAUAAAGGACUUCCGGAUUAGUGUCAAAUUACCCUUCACGGUUUUGGAACAAUCCCGAGAUUAUAUUAGCGUAUUGUAAUGCAUCAGCCUGGUACUACAUGUACUCUAGUCUCUUCAAUGAACAGUUUGGUCUGGAAAUGCCUGGCAGAGACCUGUUAACUGCUUGGUGUUUAUAUUAAACUACUUGUUUAUCGCGUGACAUCUAUAUAAGUUGACAAUAUUGUUUAUCUGUCACAAGAAUAGCUCCUCAUUUCAUUUUCGAAUUAAAAUUUCAAAAGUAUAUUUGCUUAAACGGUAGAAACAAAACUAUGUUAAAAAUGGGAAGAAAUAUUGAAUUUUUAUCUCUAUCGAGUACGUAUUUUUUUUUUAAUCAAAUAUAAUUUCAAUACAAGCGUAAACAGGCUAACCAGCUAAAGAAAAGUUAAUUUCGUCUGUCGUCUUGCAUUCAAGGAUCAUUCAAACAAAUCAAAUGCGCUCAUGAUACCACGUGAUUGGUUACCUUACUAAUCUGAUGACUGGCCUGCCAAAUAUAACUUAAGGAAACUUCUAUUAAUAGUAAGCGAUGAAGUUCUGAUCUUCGGCAGUCAAAAUGUACAGACUCAGAAGAGACUGUUGUAUUGUUAUUCAGAUAAAACUAAACCAACAGACCGUCUAGACCGAAAAUAAGUAGAAUCGGAAAUUCGUCGAGUGCUGGAAAGAAGUUUUCCCACUUCUGGCAAAUCCUUCCUUCAAUAAACUAGAAUCGCGGAAAAGGGACAAAACCUUACGUAAACAAAUAGACAACUUAAGAUUGAAGGUCAAGGUCCUUUUAGCUAGGGUUUUAAUAGUCCGCAGAGGUCCCCAGUUUGAAUUUCUUGUCUGUGAUCGUGCAAAAAAUUUAGGUAAUCCUCAGUUAUCCUUCAACAUAUGGAUUACCGUAUAAGGAUGCGUUACCGUAACAGGGGUCGAGAACAGGGUCAGUUUUAAUUAAACUUUUGAACGAAGUAAGCUUUCAUCUCAUUUCUUUUUAUUUUCUUCCGAAAUAGAACACCAUAUUCCAACAGA
Orbicella faveolata is the source of this 2129-nucleotide messenger RNA. RefSeq names its product ras-related protein Rab-38-like. Lineage: Eukaryota; Metazoa; Cnidaria; Anthozoa; Scleractinia; Merulinidae. The record is from RefSeq and is a predicted model, not a curated record.